Fraxinus pennsylvanica is the source of this 1248-nucleotide messenger RNA. NCBI's taxonomy places the organism in Eukaryota, Viridiplantae, Streptophyta, Magnoliopsida, Lamiales, Oleaceae. The record is from the annotation of a GenBank genome assembly.
AUGGACAGAGGUCAAAAGAGAAAAUUACCAGUAAUGUGUGAAGAUGAAGGUGCGAGAUUUCCAUUGGAUGAACUAAAUCAAGAUGUUCUUGAAAGGGUUCUUUCAUGGCUGCCAACCUCUACUUUCUUUCGCAAUACUUCAGUGUGCAAGAAAUGGAAAUCAGUGGCAGAUUCUGCUACUUUCAAGCUCGCCUGCUUACAGAUUCCAGCCCGGGAUCCCUGGUUUUUCAUGGUUGAUUCUCAAUCCCACCUCAAUUACCACCCCAUUGUCUUCGACUCUACUGAAAAAGCCUGGAAAAAGCUUAAUUUCUUGCCACUCCUUCAAGAAGAUCAGUACCAGGACUCUUGCAGCAAUUUCAUUCCCGUUGCAGCAUCAGGUGGACUGAUCUGUUUCCACCGUGCACCUGGUGAAUUCAUAGCCUGCAACCCUGUAAACAGCUCGUGCCGUCGGCUAGCCUCAUUAGAUUCUCAGUGGCAAAAAAGCAAACAACUUCAGGCCAUUGCAAUGACCUCCACAACCGCAUCCUUCAAGCUCGUGUCAGUCUCCGGGGAAUACCCAUAUUCAACCCUCUCUUUCAGAACCUACAACUCCAGCACUGAUCAAUGGGAAGAAGACGCCAUCCUCAAUAGAAAGAUUGACAAUCCUGUUGAAACUGAAAUCGAAACCGAAGAUGAUUACUCAAUGUAUUUCUUGAGCAAGUGUGGGAAUGUAAUUUCCACAAAUUUGCAGAGGAACCCAUGUAAGCAGUAUUCAUCAGCAAUCAUCCAUAAAAACGACGAGGAAAUUCUAUAUUUCCUAAGCUCAUCUGGGACAGUUGUGUCCUGCAAUCUCACACAUAAAUUCUUCUUCGAGUAUCCAAGAAUACUGCCUGUCUUCUCGGAGUACGCAAUCGACAUAAUCGAAUGUGGAGGAGAAAUCUACGUCGUAGUUCUUCACGAAUUCCUGGAAACUGCCACCCUCCGCGUGUGGAAAUGGGAUGAGAAAAAUCAGUUCUGGGUUCAGAUUGCAGCAAUGCCAUCGGCAAUGUCCCAUGAGUUUUACGGCAAGACAGUUGAUAUAAAUUGCACCGGAACCGGCACCGGGCACCAGAUGUUAGUCUGCCUGAAUUCUGCAGAAAAUUAUAGCUACGUUUUGUGCAAUUUGGUGAGAAAUGAAUGGAUUGAAUUGCCCCAAUGCUAUAUGAAUGGGGAAUCCAAAGAAUUGGUGUGUGCAUUUUCUUUUGAGCCUAGGAUUGAAGCUUCCUUGUAG